Messenger RNA from Dendroctonus ponderosae (mountain pine beetle), 1548 nucleotides. It is a transcript of the gene gammaSnap1, whose product is annotated as gamma-soluble NSF attachment protein. Gene Ontology annotation, cellular component: SNARE complex; vacuolar membrane. The coding region runs from base 118 to 1125 and encodes 335 amino acids. Lineage: Eukaryota; Metazoa; Arthropoda; Insecta; Coleoptera; Curculionidae. The transcript is spliced from 8 exons. Gene Ontology annotation, molecular function: syntaxin binding; soluble NSF attachment protein activity. Gene Ontology annotation, biological process: intracellular protein transport. The record is from RefSeq and is a predicted model, not a curated record.
UUCCUGUUGUCAAUGUCAAAGUGUCUUCAUGUAUGAAUGUGUCAACAACAAAUAACUUAACAAUUAAAAAAAUUGGUUUUCGAGAAUAUUUCUUUAAAUAAUCGCUAGGUAUAAGCAAUGUCGGAAAGAUCAUUAGAGACCGCAUUCGAACACUUGAAAAUCGCAGAGAAAAGCAAGAAAGUUUCUAUUCUAAAGUGGCGGCCCGAUUACGAAAAUGCUGCUGAUGAAUACCAGAAAGCAGCCAUCUGCUUCAAAGUCGCCAAAUCAUACGAAAACUGCAGGGAUUGUUUACUGAACGCGGCAGAAUGCCACAAGGAAACAGGAUCGUUCUUCUAUGCGGCGAAAGCCCUCGAUCAAUCGAUUUUAGUCUGCAAGGAAAUGGGCAAUUUGGAGGGUAUAUUUCAUAUGGCCAAACGGGCGGCUCAUCUGUUCCAAGGCCAAGGCAAUCAAGACUCUGCGAUUGCCACCCUGGUGAAAACAGCCAAAAUACUGGAAUCUCAUACCCCCUCUGAUGCCCUGCUUUUAUAUCGUGAAGCUGCUGAAAUUGCUGGGAUUCAGGACAAUCAACGCGAAGCAGCUGAAUACACGAGCAAAGUGGCCAGGAUUCACGUGAAGUUACAAGAAUACGAUCAGGCUGCUGACGCUAUAAGAAGGGAAAUCGCCAUUCAUCAAGCAUUCGAAGCUACCCAGGCCGUGGGCCGACUAGUUGUGGCCUUAGUUUUAGUUCAACUGGCCCGAGACGACUUAGUGGCGGCUGAAAAGGCCUUUAAAGAAUGGGGCAACUACUGUGAGGCUCCAGAGAUUCAAAAUCUUGAAAUGCUGCUGCAGGCAUACGACGAAGAGGAUAAGGAAAAUGCAUUGAGGGCAUUAAACGACCCUUUCAUCAAACACAUGGAUGUUGAAUACGCGAUUUUGGCCCGAGACAUGCGUCUGCCCCAAGGAACUGCAUUGGUCCAGAAAAAGCCGAUUGUGGAAAACGCUACCGAUGAAUAUAAACGAGUCAGGCCCCAAAAUGACGAGUAUGUUCCCACUGAGGCUUUUCAAGCGCCGUUCGAGAAGAGCGCGGCCCAAAAGUCCAGCUCCGUUGAAGACGAAUUCGAUGAAUACGCCGGAGGGUUGUGCUAAGAAAGCGGAUUUUUCCUCUCGUUUCUCUCUGACUGCUUCGCAAUUCACCAGCUAUUUAAUUUAGGCAGCAGUAGCUUCGACACGGGGGUAAACGAAGAGUGAGGCGAAGGUUUUAACAUGUUCAACUAAUAAAUUUACCUACACUUACUUAAUCUUCCGUAUUACAACACGUACACCAUAGAGUAGCUGAAUGUUCGAUAUAUGGAAAAGAGGCAGACAGGCGCAAUAUAUUUUCAUAAGAAAGGCCUAGGGAAGGUUGCAAUACGCUUUCUUUACAGUGCAUUUUGUUUUCACCCCUGAUAUCAUUUGAUAGUAGGAUUUAUCCAGACGCCCUUCUAUAGUUACCGAGAAUGGCUGUAGUAGAUUUGUAAUUAUCUGUUGCAUGUAGUGAGUGAGGCCAUGAAAAUAAAUGUUUUUGAAUCA